Pleurotus ostreatus (oyster mushroom) is the source of this 1653-nucleotide messenger RNA. It is a transcript of the gene DML1, whose product is annotated as mtDNA inheritance, partitioning of the mitochondrial organelle. The transcript has 10 exons. Gene Ontology annotation, cellular component: cytoplasm. The record is from RefSeq and is a predicted model, not a curated record. The coding region runs from base 1 to 1653 and encodes 550 amino acids. Gene Ontology annotation, biological process: mitochondrion distribution. Lineage: Eukaryota; Fungi; Basidiomycota; Agaricomycetes; Agaricales; Pleurotaceae.
AUGAGAGAAAUACUCUACAUCCAAGCUGGUUCCUUCGCGAACUACACUGGCACCCAUUUCUGGAAUACCCAAGAAGAAUAUUUCACUUACGAUGAUGAGACGGAGCCCUUAGUGAACCAUGAUAUCUCGUUUAGAGAAGGCAUUGAUCAGCGUGGGAAUCAGACGUAUUGCCCUCGAUUACUCAUGUUUGACGUCCGGGGAAAUUUCGGCUCUCUUUCUGCGGCGAAAUCUCUCUACAGUUAUGAGGAUCAAUCCGUUGAUAACUCAUCGCAGGCCGAAGAGUCUAUCUGGGACGGCGAUAUACUUGCCUAUAAACAAGAGCCUAUCUCCUCAACCCAGCCAACGAAACACGAUGCACCUGUAGUCCGUAGUUCUUCCGAGGCCCGUAUUGAUAACGAGGUUGAAGACGCUCUCGACGGACUCAAGGAAUCCCUUUCGAAGGUCUCCUUCUGGUCCGACUUUGCCAGGGUGUCCUACAUACCGAGAAGCAUACAAAAGAUUCCAGAGUCGCCAGACUGGGACCAUUUGAAUGGUAAUUGGGAUGUAGGGCGCAGAACAUUCUUCCAAUACAAUGAGGAAACGGACCUUAUGGACGGCGCGGUCAGGCGCUCCCUUGAAGAAUGUGACUCGCCCCAGGGUAUCCAAAUCAUCGAAGAUACUUUGACGUUUGGAUCUUUUAUCGAUUCGUUCAUCAAUUCUUUCCGCGAUGAGUUUUCCAGGCUGCCAAUUCUCUCGUUUCCACUCUUAUCUCAAUCGAUACCGACGCGCUCUGGGACAGAAGGCACACAACUCAGAGAUCUGAAGGUCAUAAUCAACGACGCGUUGGUUCUUCGAACAUACAACGACAUGGAUUCUGCUUUGGCGGUGCCCAUUAGCCCAUCGGCUGCUUGGACUUUCCCAAAGACAGCGGACAAACCUACGGUGGAUAUUUAUUCUGCGUCAGCUAUCUUAUGUAGCCAUCUCGAAAGUUCUACCUUACCUCUACGGUUAGUCAUCAGCAUUACCCCACUCGAACCGUCCAUAUGGAAGUUUACGUUGAUUAGACUUAGGAAUCGAUCGACUUCACUCUCCUUGACCAGCCUGCUGGCGCAGCUGGGUUGGCGUGGCAUUAAUAGAUUCAGCCACCUCUCUGGCGCCUUUCUAUCGAAAACUACCGAACGUUUUGACGUAUCUUUGUCCGUUUCUGAUUUCUCUUUGCCAGCGAACAAGUCUCCGCGUGCCACGCUAUUCGCGAUCUCAGACGUGACGCGGGGACUUACUUCAGAAGAGCUGCUAGCUUACGACAAGUGGCGCUCUCAGGCCCCUUCGUCUUUCUCCCCUGGUACCAGUUUCCAUGCCCCAAGCUACCCGUCCAGUGAAGGGUUGCUGUCAAUGGGGGUACCGACGGGACCUUCGUCCCAGACCCCUUUGCAAGCGGACAAUUGCCCAGGCCGGCUGUUCACACGUCUGACCACCACAACUGAGACCGCGGCGAUGUUCGAUGCCUAUGCCAGCCUGAUUCAUAAUGAAAUCACCCGCAAACCCGGGCUUGUGGUUCAAAGCAGUGGCCUCGAUCUCGACGAACUCAAGGAAUUGGUCGGCGAUCUCUGGACGAUACACGAUAACUAUCAUGACGAGACAUUAAAUUAUGAAAGUCUUGAUGAUGAGGAAUAG